This is a messenger RNA of Amyelois transitella, 2424 nucleotides long. RefSeq lists its product as uncharacterized. The transcript is spliced from 2 exons. The record is from RefSeq and is a predicted model, not a curated record. The coding region runs from base 103 to 2424 and encodes 773 amino acids. Gene Ontology annotation, cellular component: nucleus. Gene Ontology annotation, molecular function: DNA binding. NCBI's taxonomy places the organism in Eukaryota, Metazoa, Arthropoda, Insecta, Lepidoptera, Pyralidae.
CGGAAUGUGAGUGCCGGUUGCCGGUGGUAAUUCAUAUUUGGUGAUUUUGAAUGUAAAAAAGUUUUUUUACUCUUUUGUUUGUUGGUGAAAAUACGCGUAAGGAUGCCUGGUAAUUAUAAAAGAACAUCGACGCGAAAAAGUUGGUCACAAGAAGACAUGGAUAAGGCCAUCGAAGCUGUAAAAAAUAAUAGGAUGGGUUGGCUUUUAGCAUCUAAACAUUUCAACGUGCCACAAGCUACCCUUCGUCGUCAUUAUCAUAGUACUCCAGUAAAUCUUGGUCGUUUUAAGCCAACCUUCAAUAAAGAUAUGGAAAAAGCACUCGUAGAUCGUGUUCUUGAGUUUGAAAGUCGUCUUUUUGGUUUUAACACGACUGAAAUAAGAAAAUUAGCUUUUGAAUUUGCUGAAAAAUUGGGACUGAAUCACAGAUUUGAUAAGAAUGAGAAGAUAGCUGGGUGGGAUUGGCUCAAGGGGUUUAGAGAACGCAACCCAAAUAUUGCACUCAGAGCUCCCGAGCCAACCUCAGCUGCAAGAGCAAGGGCAUUCAAUAAGUCUCAAGUAUCAAAGUUCUUUGCUCUUUUGGAAAGAGAAGUUACUGCUAACGAGAUCCAGCCGCAUAGAAUUUUCAACAUGGAUGAGUCUGGACUAAACACAGUUCAAAAGCCCCCAAAAGUUUUUGCAUCCAAAGGCAAAAAACAAGUUGGCGCUGUCACUAGUGCUGAACGCGGUGAACAUUUCACAGUUGUUGCCUGUGCUAACGCCAUUGGAAAUUUUGUUCCACCUGCAUUAAUUAUUCCAAGAAAAAAUCAUAAGGCUGAAUACUUUGAUGGUGCUCCUUCAGGUACUUUAGAGCUUUGCUAUCCCUCUGGUUAUAUGGUUGGUGACUUAUUCUUCAAGUGGAUGCGCCAUUUUAUAGGUUUUGUGAAUGCUUCUGUAACAAAUAAGGCAUUGCUAAUCCUUGAUGGGCACUCCAGCCACAAAAAUAUAGAAGCACUGGAACUCGCCAAGUCCAACGGUGUGAUAAUGCUCUGUCUGCCGCCACAUUGCACACACCGAAUGCAGCCUACUGAUGUAUCUUUUUUUGGUCCACUUCAGGCUUAUUAUGAUCGCGAAAUGGCAACAUGGAUGAAAAACCAUCCUGGCAGAACCGUAGGCCUAUACCAAGUCGCUCAAAUUUUUGGAAGAGCCUACGAAAAUGCAGCCUCUGUCAAGAACAUAACGAGUGGUUUUGGGAAAACUGGAAUUUUUCCUUUUAAUCCAAACAUUUUUCCAGAAGAAAUGUAUUUACCUAGCGAAGUUACCGAGAAUGAAUUGAAUAACGAUGAAGAGCCGGUUGCCAGUACUUCAUCUCAGCCUGAGCUAAAUAAUGAAGACUCCUCGGAAUCAACAGACGCUGAGGAACAGAUAAUGGAGAAUGCAGCUGACAACUCUCAGGAGCAAAUAGAUUUUCAAGCCACUUCUAGAGAUGUUGAAGGUCGUCCCUCAUCCCCCUCAAUUUUGUUACCAAACACAGUUACGCAUUUAUCACAACACCAUAAUGACAAUACUGAAUUUCAGUCCCAACCUAUACUUCAAGAGUCUGACUCUAAGCAACCUCAUAACGCCGGCGAUAAAAUUAAUAUUAUUAUUUCUCCGAGUGAAGAUGCUACUUCUACUUUAAAUAAUCCAUUAUCCCUUCAAACUUUAGCGGCAAAUAUGGUUGAGCAAUUAUUAAAAGAUCAUGACAAAAACAUUCCGUUUCAAUCCCUGCAUACACUCCUAGAGCCUAAUUCUGAAAAAUCCACAAAUGCCAAAGAAGAGACUAGACUUUUGCAAACGGGAAUACUUUCUGCUACUAACUGCAUACUUAACGACAUUUCUCCAUUACCAAAAGCUACAGGAAGAUUAAAAGCAAAGAGAAAAGUCGGUGGAGCUCAGGUUUUCACAUCUAGUCCAUUUAUGAAUGACAUAAAAUCAACAAUACAGCAGAAAAAGGAAAAGGAAAAUCUGAAAUCUCUGAAACAGCAAAAGAAAGUGAAGCGCGUUAUUUUUGAAGAUGAUGACGUGAAUUAUAAGCCUGCAUCAAAAAAACUCAGAUCCAAACGAGGUCCAAAGCGAACAAAACCUGAUUUAGACGAUGAUGAGAACCUCGAAAAAAUACCUAACAUGGACCCUGGGCCCUCCUCAAAGAAAUACAGGUCUACGCGUAGUAGAAAGCAGACGCAGCCUGUUAUUUUGAACGAUGACGACGUCUUGGACGAUCCUUAUGCCCAUAAAGAUGCGGAAGAGGAGGAGGAUCCAGCUUGCAUUUACUGCAAUGAAAUGUUUAGCCAGUCUAGGCCAAAAGAACAUUGGGUGAAGUGUCAACUAUGUUCCAAUUGGUGUCACACACUAUGCGCAGGCAUACCUGCAAGAAAGAAACAUUUUGUUUGCGAACUAUGUUCAUAA